GGCAUUGGUGUUGAUAAAUUUAAUUUUGAGAGAAAUAACAAGAUAAGAAUUAGGUUAUGCUAUUUUAUCAGUCAAUUAAAUUUAGAAUUUCACUUGAGUUCAGAAUUGAUUAAUUUUAGUUUAGUUUUGUUUAUUGAUGGUCAGUGAAUAUCGUAUUAUUCCAUGCGUUGUAAAAUCCGACAUCAAUCCGAAAAUAUCAAAGGUUGGCUGGCUCUGCAAAGUGUAGAUUGAAUAUCUGGUUAUGUUUGGUUAUUAUGAUGUAUUUUGAAUAUUAAGCAGCAAAAUUUGUUUUAAUUUGAGUUUCUCUAGGUAAGCUAUUGGUUUGUAAGAUGUCACUAAGACUAGAUUUUGUAGACAAAUGGACAGUUGACCAGUAUCGUGAUGCUUUAGAUACUGAUGAACAGUGGGAUCUAAAGAGGAGUUUUAUGCUAGCUCAUUGUGAAUCUUUUCCGGUGGAAAGACUUUUGUAUUUUACGGAGAUUUUCUGCAAUAUUACAUUUAAAAUGUGCCCCUAUCCAGUUUCAAUAAUGACUCGAAUAGAAGAAAUGUCAAAAGAUGUUUUUACCAGCAAACAUGCUGUACUGCAGAAUAGGUUUUAUAAGACAUUAGUUGAAGUAUUGAGGUCCGAACCACAAAGUCAUAUCAAAAGAGCAACCGGUUAUAAUGAAACCAGACAACAAAGUGAAAAGACUCAUGAUAACUGUACGUCAUCGUUUACUAACAGAAAUCAAGAUUUCUUAUAUGAUCAAGAAAGUGACUCCCGGAAUAUUGCUGAAUUGAACAUUCAAAGCAGUAAAACCUCUUCUAUCAAGAGAGGUGGUGUUCUUCAAAACUCUUCACCAAUUAGGGAGGAUCGUGGAUGUAGUAUUUUGGAUAGAGCUUUUCAUACCAUCUAUGGUGAUUAUACAUUUCAUGAAGAUGAGAGUGAAUGUGUUGAUGAUUUUUCCAUGACACCAAAUUUUCAAAGCAUCUCAUCAAAAUCACUUAUUUCGCUUCAUAUUAGUAAGAAUCAUGAAGAGAAAAUUUUAGAAUAUCAUAGUGAAAUGUUUAGGGAAGCAGUGGUUAAAGAUAACAGUUCUAUAGGAAAGAGAGAUAAUGAUUUGCCUCUAGAGAAUCAUUGCCAGUUGCAAAAUCCACUUGUCACUGAUAACAUGAUUGAAAGAAUAAAAAGUAUUCCAGAGGAACAUUGCCAAUCAAAGAAUCCACUGACCACUUCGAAAACAUCUGUACUCCCAGCUUAUGAUAUCAGGAAAUCUACAAGUCUAAACAAUACAAAUCUUGAGAGCAUAAACAUUAGGCUGGAAGAAGAUAAUGGGAUAAAUCCAGACCAUUUUGAUUGUGAGAGCCGAGUUGACACUGGAAUUAGUGAUGAUGAAGCUGAUGAACCACUGGUAACAAAACUUAUUUCAUAUCCUAUCUUAUCAAGUCUAAGCUUUGAUUUGUCAUCCAAAAUCAGAUCAAUGAAGAGAGAUAGAAAUUCUCGUUCUGACCAGAAAGUUCAUGAAUCCAGAAAAAAUAAUCACAAAGAGGAAAGAUCAGAUCGGGCAUGCAAGAAAGACGGUAGGUCUGAUUCUAGAGAACUAGGCAGAUAUUCUCCAGAACGUGGACAUCAUAGUAGAAAAUACAAAUCUCCAGAACGUAGACAACAUACUAGAAAAUACAAAUCCCCAGAACGUGGACUUCAUAGUAGAAAAGACAAAUCUCUAGAACGUUAUUCUGAUAGAAACAAAUUUAGAAAGCUGGAUAAUGAUGACAGAUCUAUGAAAAGAAGGCGGGAUGAUUCAACUCAUCGUAGGUCUCCAGUAUCCAGGCAUAAUAAGCUUAGUAGAAAUUCCAACAUAUCCUAUGAUGAUGAACGUAGAAGAAGGAAGGAUAGAGAUUCUCCAACAAGUGGUGAAUAUGACGAGCAAAGGUCUUUGAAUGAUAGACGUCUAGAACCCAGAUCACUUUUCAGGAGGCACUCAAAUUCAGACUCUGACAAUGAUGGGAGAGAUUGCAGGUCGAGGAGAAGAUUGGAAAAAGAUUCAGAAUUUCACAGGGAUAGAGACAGAAGAUUGAAGGAAAUUACUGAUACCGACAGACUUUCCUAUGAACAGCGAAGUGGAUCAGUUGGAAUGGAUUAUCAACCUCAAGCAAAUUUUCAUCAACCUCAACCUGAUUAUCAUCAACCACAACCAAACAGCUAUCAGCCUCCAGUGAACUUCCAUCAACCUCUAGGCAACUUUCAUCAACCUGAAACUAUGUAUCCUCAGCCUCAAUCCAUGUAUCCUCAAUCUCAAUCUAUGUAUCCUCAACCUCAACCCAUGUAUCCUCAACCUCAACCCAUGUAUCCUCAACCUCAAUCUAUGUAUCCCCAACCUCAACCCAUGUAUCCUCAACCUAUGUAUCCUCAAUCUCAAGCCAAUUUCCAUCAACCACAAUCGAAUUUGUACCAGCCUCAACCAAAUUUUCAUAACAGCCAUCUCAGUGGAGGAAUGCCAAACUGGGGUCAAACAAUGCCAUCACAGGCAACAUUGAUGGGGAAGGGACAGAAUAGCAAGCUCCCUCCAGGUAAAUCUGCAAUUACUUCAAGCCAUGCCAAGGCUGUUCCUAUAAAAGUGCAAAACGCAGAUGUCAACAUAUUGAAACAGGUUUCAACAACUCAGAACCCAGGUUUGAAUGAGGUGGCAAAACUGAACGAAAUUAAGACUAUUGCUGCAUUAAACACAAUACUUACUUGUGGUGGUAUUCCACUGAAUUUCAACCCUUCCAUAUUACCCAAUGUAUCUUUGAAUUUGCCAUUUCAAAAUCGAACAAAGAUACCCAGUAAACCAGUGUGUUAUAAGCACACACCCACAGUGACUCAAACUUCUAAAAAGAACAAGGUAAAACCUCCCACGUCUCAAAAUCAAAAGACUAGUGGAAAUGUAUCUUCAAGUGCAGCAACAAGUAAACCCGUAGUGUCUCCAGCUCCCAGUAGAAACAUGAAAAACCCUUCCCCAUCUCAAAAUAAAAAUAAAACUACGAUUAAAACAGUUUCUCCUAAUACGCCUACACUGUCCAUAUCUUCUAAUAAAAGAAAGCUGACUGAUGAUUUUGGGGAGAUCUCUAACUGGUUGAUAACGGUAGAUGAUGAUGAGGGUGAUUAUGGUAUUAGCAGUGAGAAAAAGCUCAAACUAGACAAGCAAGACUCAGACAAAUGGAAAAUUGGACUUUCCAAAGAAUCAGUCAAGUUCUAUGUUGAAGCAAAUAUGCGGCCAUAUCUGAAGAGUGUUCUUGAGAUAACAUUGCAGGACGUUCGACAGCGUGCAGGACCCCUGGGAUCAGUUGCCAUCAUAUGCUUAAAGAACGAGCAAGCCAAGAAGACUUUGCUUAGACUCAACCACCUACUCGAAAACUUUAAACUCAAGAUAGUGCACGAGACUCACGCGUGCGGGGAAAACACCACAUGGACCUGCCGCAUUGAUGCUUGCUGCACCAACUCCAAUAAAGUGUCUCAGAUCUGUGUGGCCGAGGCACCUAACAAACAUGAGGCAGAGAAAGCUGUGUGCGAUCGUGUGCUGUGGUAUCUGCAGCACAUCUACUUCACAUUCUUCUUCGUCAAAUUGGAGCCGAAUAGGCCUAAUGAAGUCAAGACUUGCGACAUUGUGCUGAGACGUCUCUGUGAGUAUGGGUUUACACAGAAAUUGCCACCAAACUUCCUAGAUGAUACCAACUAUUGUACGGAGGUCCCCUUCACCACUGCCGAUGACAAAAAAACCUAUUUUACAGCUUUAAAAGACUUUGCCAAAUCGGUUACGAUGAGCUCCGAAGGUUACAAGUUCAUCCAUUUCUCACCAAAAAUUUCCAUAGGAACUAAUGAAAGUCUGAUGAAUGUGGCCAACAGUCUAAGUUUAUUCUCGCGUUGGAAAGGUGACAAGGACAGUGGACUACUUGUGUUUAGGUUGACUAGGAAAAUGUACUGGGACUUUGUCAAAGUGAUGUUUGAUAGGCCUUUUGUUUAUCAAAAAAUGCCCAGUAAUUUUGUAUUCAAUUUUCACAUUAUGAGACCUCAUCAAACCAGCGCUAAGUAUGGUCCAAUCAAUCUUAUGACACAGAAUACUGAUGAUGAAACUAAGAAAAAUGAUAAAGAAACCAUUGAAGAAACUAAGAAAACGAAUGAAGAAACUCAGAAAACUAUUGAAGAAACUAAGAAAACGAAUGAAGAAACUGAGAAAACUAUUGAAGAAACUAAGAAAACUAAUAAAGAAACUGAGAAAACGAAUUUUGAAACUAAGACUGUUGAUGUUCGAACAUGUGAACCCGUGGUGGCUCCAGCAGCCAAUACAAACAUGAAAAAACCUUCCCUAUCUCAAAAUAAAACUACAAUUGAAACAGUUUCUCCCAAGACGCCUACACUGUCCAUAUCUUCUAAUAAAAGAAAGCUGGCUGAUGCAUUUGGGGAAACUUCUAACUGGGUGAUUACUGUGGAUGAUGAUGAGGGUGAUUAUGGUAUUAGUAGUGAGAAAAAGCCCAAACUUGACAAGCAGGACUCAGACAAAUGGAAAAUUGGACUUUCCAAAGAAUCAGUCAAGUUCUAUGUUGAAGUGAAUAUGCGGCCAUAUCUGAAGAGUGUUCAUGAGAUAACAUUGCAGGACGUUCUACAGCGCGCAGGACCUCUGGGAUCGAUUGCCAUAAUGUGCUUAAAGGACGAGCAAGCCAAGAAGACUUUGCUUAGACUCAACUAUCUUCUCCAAAACUUGAAACUCAAGAUAAUGUACGAGUCUCACAAAUGCAGGGGAAACACCCAAUGGACCUGCCGCAUUGAUGCUUGCUGCACCAACUCCAAUAAAGUGACUCAGAUCUGUGUGGCCGAGGCACCUACCAAACAUGAGGCAGAGACAGCUGUGUGCACUCGUGUGCUAUGGUAUCUGCAGCACAUCUACUUCUCGUUCUUCUUCGUCAAAUUGGAGCCAAAUAUAACUCAUGAUAGCAAGACUGGCGACUUUGUGCUGAGACGUUUCUGUGAGUAUGGAUUCAGACAGAAAUUGCCGCCCAACUUCCUAGAUAAUCCCAACUAUUGUAAGGAGGUCCCCUUCACCACUGCCGGUGACAAAUACUCCUAUUUUGCUGCUUUAAAAGACUUUGCCAAAUCGGUUACAAUGAGCUCCGAAGGUUACAAGUUUAUCCAUUUCUCGCCAAAGCUUUCUGAAGCAACUAAUGAACGUCUGAAGAGUCUGGCCGCAUGUCUAAGUUUAUUUUCGCGUUGGAAAAGUGACAAGGACAGUGGAAUUGUUAUGUUUAGGUUGACUAGGAAAAUGUACUGGGACUUUGUGAAAGUGAUGCUCGAUAGGCCUCCUGCUCAUCAUCAUAAAAUACACGGCAAUUUUGUAUUCGAAUUUCAUGUUAUGAAACCUCAUCAGACCAUUGCUAAGUAUCGUCCAAUCAAUCUUAUAACACGGAAAACUAAUGAUGAAACCAAGAAAAAUAAUAAGGAAACAAAGAAAACGAAUGAUGAAACCAAGAAAACGAAUGAUGAAACUAACAAAAAAAAUGAAGAAAGUAAUGAUGAAAGUGUGAAAAAUAAUGAAGAAACCAAGAAACCUAUUGAAAAAACUAAGAAAACGAAUGAUGAAACUUACAAAAAUAAUGAAGGAAGUAAUGAUGAAAGUGUGAAAAAUAAUGAAGAAACCAAGAAACCUAUUGAAAAGACUAAGAAAACGAAUGAUGAAACCAAGAAAACGAAUGAUGAAACUAAGAAAACGAAUGAUGAAACUAAGAAAACGAAUGAAACUAAGAAAAUGAAUGAUGAAACUAAGAAAAUGAAUGAUGAAACUCAGAAAAUGAAUGAUGAAACUAAGAAAAAGAAUGAUGAAACUCAGAAAAUGGAUGAUGAAACUAAGAAAACGAAUGAUGAAACUAAGGAAACGAAUGAUGAAACAAGGAAAAAUAAUUUAGAAACUAAUGAUGAAAUUGAGAAAAAUGAUGAAGAAACCAAGAAACCUAUUGAAGAGACCAAGAAACCUAUUGAAGAGACCAAGAAACCUAUUGAAGAAACUAAGAAAAAUAAUGAACCAACUAAUGAUGAAAUUGGGAAAAAUAAUGAAGAAACCAAGAAACCUAUUGAAGAAACUAAGAAAACGAAUGAUGAAACCAAGAAAAAUAAUGAAGAAACCAUUGAUGAAAUUGAGGAAAAUAAUGAAGAGAACAAGAAACUUAUUGAAGAAACUAAGAAAACGAAUGAUGAAACUAAGAAAAAUUAUGAAUCUGAGAAAAAUAAUGAAGAAACCAAGAAACCUUUUGAAGAGAGUAAAAAAACAAAUGAUAAAACUAAGAAAAAAAUUAUGAAACUGAGAAAACGAAUGAAGAAACUAAGAAAACGGAUGAUGAAACCGAAACUAACAGUUGAGAACGGAAUUCCUGUCAAAUAAUUUACUCAUCAAUUAGUUAAUCACAAGAAUGGACUGGUUUUUCAUUCAAGUUUUCUCUGCUUUGAAGUUCUGUGAAAUGGCAUUGAUCGGCCCACACUUUGAGACAAAGUUAUUUAAUAUGCAAUGAUGUCAAACUAGUCACUUCAGUAAGGUACUCUAGUUAAUAUGGAACUCACGUUGAUAUCCAACAAACAAUUUUAUUAUUCUAAUCUAUAACUUUAUUGAUGUUAGUUUAAACACAAUCUUAUUGUCAUAUUCUAAAGAUGUAAAUCUAGAGACACUAGUGACUAGAAUUGGAAACUCUAAUGUAGAACACUCCAAUUUAAAGCUUUAUUUGUUUUGGAAAUUAAUCAGAUUUAGAUUUUUAAAUCUGAUAGUUUAAAUUUUUAAACUGAGAGCAUUAUGCCAUAGAAUAAAAACUUUAUUUUCAAAUUGAUUACACCAACUCAAACAGAAUUUAUUACUUUUCACUUUGUUGUUUCACCUAGUGAUUAUUUUGUUUCAUUUUACUGCUAUUUAUAUUAGUUUUAUUCUUCUCAAUCAACAUUUUCGAAAUAAUCUCUCAGAUUUAAACUAAUUUAAUGUAAAAACAAACUAUAUAACACAGUUUUGAGAAUUUAAAAUAGUAGGUUUUGAUUCUUUGUAUAAAACAAAACCAACUAUAUUUAUAAGAACAAAAAAUACAAAAAUGAAAUUUUGAUUGUUGAAAAUUGGAGGAUCAUAAAAAGUAAAAUUUUAGAGAGAAUAAGAAGAAUAUACAAAAAUUACUCAUUUAAUGUAAUUUUGAGAUAGAUAUUUGAUAACAAACUCAUAAUUCAUGAACUCAAAAAAAUAAAACAGUUGGUUUAACAGUUCACAAAAUAGCUCUGCACAUUAUUAUAAUUAUAUUAUUAUUUCAAAUUAGGAAUAGCAGGGCAAUUAUCACAGCAGAAUUAACUUUAUCGUAAUGCUCCUCCAGAAAUUCUAUCAAUUGGUGAGGGGUGUAGCAUCGCCAUCUAUAAGCGUGGAGUGAGCAGGUGGCUUCUCAGUAUUGGCCCGGCGGCUGCAGAGGCUCUGUUGCGGUCUCCUUAUGUCUAGCUGUAUUGCUCCUAAUAGUCCGUCCUUGGUUUUGUUCAGUUUUUCUUCCCCUUCAACCACAGAUACUGUACUUUUUAUUUAUAUUUUGAUUGUAUGAUACCUUAAAUGCUGCAAGUUAAAUUAUUUUUUUUUAGUUGAGGUCAAACUAUUAUUUUUGCUUAUAAUUUUCAAUUUCUUAUUUUAUUAGUAAUUUUUUUAGUAACUAGAAGAUUUUAUAUUGUAUCUAGUGUCAAUAAAGUAUUAUUAUUAUUUUUCUUAUCGAUUGUCAGAAGACUCCUCCAUGCACACAGACUUAUCGUCCAAGCAUGUAGUUAUUUAUUUACUUUUUAUUUAUUUUUCAUAUUAAUGUUACAAUCUAAAGGUGCGUACAGAUAUACGCGCCGCGAACAUCAGCAAUUCACUUUUAAUCAGCUGACUAUAUCUGUAUUUUUACAGAAACGGUAAGAUACAGAUAAAAAAGCUUGGCAUCAGCUGAUUUAAAGUGAAUUGCUCAUGUUCGCGGCACGUAAAUCUGUACGCACCUUUAUAUAUUGCGUUUACUGUGCUUUUACAUAUUAUGUAAUGUAUAAAGUUUUUGAAUAAUUUGAAUUGAAAUGAAAAAAAGAAUACAGCUUCCCACAUGACUGUCUCCCACAAUAUUUCAUGCUACCAUCAAAUUAUUAGAUAUUGUGAUAAUAUGUAAUAUCACAGUUUUUUGAAUACAUUAUUUAAUAAUUUUGCAUUGUAUUAUUUAAAUGGUUAUUUGAAAUUUGGAAAUGAUAAUUAGGAAUGGAAAAAAUCCAUAAUUUUCACAUGGUGUGCUCUUGGGAUGUUAAUGUAAAUAGCUUGCUAUUCAAAUAAAUUUCAUUGAAUUUAGUCAUUAAUCAUAUGGAGAAUUUUUUUUAAAUCAGAGAUAUCAUACUCACUUGUUUUAUGUAAAUAAUAAUAAAUAAUGUAUGUAUAAUAUUGCUAAUA
Nilaparvata lugens (brown planthopper) is the source of this 8420-nucleotide messenger RNA. RefSeq lists its product as uncharacterized. The transcript is spliced from 3 exons. Gene Ontology annotation, molecular function: sequence-specific DNA binding. Lineage: Eukaryota; Metazoa; Arthropoda; Insecta; Hemiptera; Delphacidae. Bases 330 to 6389 code for a protein of 2019 amino acids. The record is from RefSeq and is a predicted model, not a curated record.